CUUUAGGUAAAGGUAUAGCAAAAUGGAAGACCAGAAUCCUCAAGACUUGACCUCACCCCACAUAACGCGCGUUCCAUCCGCUGCCAGUACUGGGACUAUGGAGAUCAUAUCUGAUUCAUGUCGCAGGUUCGAAGGAAAGGAUCAGAUGGACAGUGGCGGAGGUGGCGGGGGCUGGGGUCCCCCGAUUAUACACAGAAAGGAGAACGCCUGGGAGCAAGAAAAAGAACCUGUCAGAGUUAACCCGUAUAAACGUUUACAAACUGAGAAAUGGGUAGAUACUGCCGCGCCUGCUGGAUCCAAACCAAAAACAAAGGAAAGCAGUCAUCCAGUAAGCCAAGGAACACAAGACUUUCUAGCUAGUUUGGUGGAUAACAUGAGAGAUGGAGGCAAUUCUAACACCACUGUCAUGUCUCUACUCAAUAAACCGGUGUCAGUGUUCGAGGAACAGGAACUUGUUCCAUCAAGAGAUAUAGAUCUGACGGCCCAGGAGAACAUAAACAAGGAGCUGGAGGGGUUCCUACAACAGAUUAGGGAGAUUAGGGACGGUCCUCCCAAGCAGUCUAUAGAGGGUCCUGUAGCCACUGAGAUAGAAGCACAUCUUACAGUCCAGAAGACAGCAGUGGAGGAGGCGCUAGCAGCACUCGACAGGGAACUUACCCAAGAUAGUGGUGUCAAUAGCAGCGAGGCUGAACACGAAGAGGAGUUCAAAAGGAUAAUAACACGAGAAAGCACGAUGACAAGCCAAGGAUCAGCACAACAAUCAACCCUGGAUCUGAUAUCGGAAUCAGAUCAGAUCACCAGAUCUAAUUCCCAGUGCACUGUCACCACUCAGCAAACGGAUCCUGGUAGAGCUGAAGACUCCACUCCUGAUCUCCAACCUCAAAAACUGACCAAAAUGGGGUUGUACGAGCUGCUAGCGCUGCACCCUGACGCGAAGGUGCGCAAAGCAGCGCUGAAGAUGAAACAACUGGAUAAGCACCUGAGACUUGUUAUACAGCGUGAAAAAGAGGUGAAGAAACGACACGAGUUGUUCAAUAAACAGAUAUUAUUGUACAACUCUGGCUCUCAACUCAUUCAGAAUAAUGAACUUCAGGAUGACGGUGGAGAUGAUCUGACUCUCAUAUCAGAUCUUAAAGGCGAUGUCACCCCAAUAUUUUUUGCGACCCAACUCCUGGACGGAGAAUCAGACACAUCCUCUCUACCGCCGAUCAGUUCAACCGACUCAGUCACUAGCAGGACGAACAGCACAAAAACAACACCACGUGAUAAGAGCAGAAACAAGUCACGUGAUCAAUCUCGUGGUGGUCAGUCGCGUGGGAUGAAAGGGAGAGGAAGUGCCCAGUCAAAAAAGAGCAACUUUUCAAGAAAAGAAGAUCGGAAAAAUGCAAAUAAUAAGAACUUUAUUGCAAGAAAUAAAGAGUUAGCGAACGAUGCUUUGGCUGCAAUUGCGAUGACAGAAGAAGAAAAACAGCGGCUCAGUGAAAUUCUUAGUGACUUGGAUACAGUCACAGAAGAACAGACUGAAAACGUUGUGGCGAUUGCAGACGAUGGUGGGUUCAGAGCCUCUCUCGAGGAAGACAAGCGGUUGAGAGAGAUAGAAUCUCUGCUGAUUGUGGAGGAAGGUAGUUCGAUGAGUGUGUGCAGUGGACAGACUACUAGCACUCUUCUAUCAAUUCAGAGUAUCGCAGUGUCAGAACUGAACAGCAAAUGUGGAGAGGGAGAGCCAGCAAAGUUGGGUGAAACAGCUUUGAAGUCGUUGAGUGAGAAGAGGACCGAGGAGGAGAGACUGAAUCUGAUCGACGAGAUGUUAGCGAAACUCACUGGCCAAGAUGAGGAAGAAUUACCAGAAGUGCCAAAGUCUGUGUUAGACGAACUUCUCUCACAGUGCCGAGCAGAGUCGUCAAGACAAGGAUCAGAGGAAACUGUUUCGGUUUCAUAGACUAUUUUCCGGGGAAUCUGUUUUUUGUCAGCUGCUGUGAUUUCAGUUUUAAAAUUUUAAGAACAAAGAAGGACCGGUUUGAUAUGAUGAUGAAUUGCCCAGAUUAAGAGUUUAAAGUAUAGCCGAGUUUCAGCUUUUCCGAUUUUUUUUCAGUGAUGAGGAGAUGAUAUGCUUUCAGUUAAUUCCUAACUGAAGAAAUUUCGAACCACCGACGUUUUUAAUCAAAAAUCCUUCUCUCGAUAUUGAUAGCCGGUUGAUCUUUGAAUAUCGUUUCAAAGUUUUCACAGUGCAAGUGUCCAGAAUUCAAUUUUAUAUUUGCUUGUAAAUAUUUUCUUGUAAAUACUUAAAAUCAGUCACAA
This is a messenger RNA of Bolinopsis microptera, 2298 nucleotides long. Its product is annotated as fibrous sheath-interacting protein 1-like. The transcript has 15 exons. The record is from RefSeq and is a predicted model, not a curated record. NCBI's taxonomy places the organism in Eukaryota, Metazoa, Ctenophora, Tentaculata, Lobata, Bolinopsidae. Bases 23 to 1939 code for a protein of 638 amino acids.